This is a messenger RNA of Linum trigynum, 7050 nucleotides long. The record is from the annotation of a GenBank genome assembly. Lineage: Eukaryota; Viridiplantae; Streptophyta; Magnoliopsida; Malpighiales; Linaceae.
UUAACGUUCAUCCCUUUUAGACUCAUAAAAUAUAAAGCUCAAUAUUGCUCAUAUAGUGUAUAUUUGUAUAUGUAAAGUCUAGAGCACAACAUAUGGACGCCUAAUUUAGAUAAAUUUCAUACAUUAUGAUGAAUGAAAACUUGUAAGGAAGGUCAUUUCCAGCCUAUGAUAAUUGCUAAGAGAUUAAGUCAAUUUACACAAACACAAUAAUUCAUUAACUCAUACCAUUGUCAUAAUUUUUUGUUAGGUGAAUACUUCUAUACUAAUCGUAAGAUAAUUGUCUUAGUUGCAUGUAUUUUUGUUAAGGGUCAACUAUAACUACGUGUUGAUUGUCAUGUUUUAUUCAUUAUAUAAAUUGCGAAUUGUUGCAUUAACCGGAAAAUUUUCAUCCUCAAUGAUAAUGUGAUUUUAUAUUGGUUAAUCUGGUUAACCAAUUCACCAAACCAAUUAAACUUUAGUUUGGUUAAUUUGGUUGUUGUAUUAAUUAGUUUGGACGAUUUGGUUAUGAUAUUGUAUUCUAUAGUUAAUGAAAUUUAGCCUUAUUUGAUUUGGUUAUAACCAUAGUAACCAUUUCAACACCCCUACCAUUUUCGAUCGACUGAUCUCCUUACUCUGUGGACUUUGCUCUUCUUUUCUUUUGGACCCAUCGUCCUUUUCCUUUUCUUUUACAAAUUUUCUAGUGUACACACAAUGUGACGUGCACUAUGAUUUCAUAUCUCUGCCUCUCAAUCAGACUGGUUAUACAUCGAUCUGUCCCAUUAUUAAUUGGAUAUAGGGCUAAAAGAGUUUGUGUAAAUUACUUAGGUUCGAUCAUAAGCCACAAAAUUUCAAUGUUUCAUAUCGUCUCCAAGUUAUAAUCGCAAUUUAAAAUUUAAUAAAUCUUGUACUUUUAUAUUUUUAGAUUAGUAAAAUGCUUUUACGAAGAAUCAUACUUUUCACUUAUAAAUCAAAAUCAACACUUUAAAACCGAAAAAAUUUAUGUUUUGACUGCAUCGAUCGCAUAAAAUUACAUAUUUUAUAUAUAAAGCCAUCCGCAUAAAAUUAUUUAUAAUCCUCAUCUAUAUAUGUGGAGGAAGAUUGCCUAUAAAACCCUAAUACAAUCAUAGCUACUAGCACUUGCGAAAUAUGUCGAGAUAUUUUUAUUAGAAACUACAAUACCUCUCCAUACAUACCUUCAUAUGAAAUGGAACUUCCUUAAAGAACCAGAUUCUGACACUAUUAGAUAAUAUCUGUGGAAGUUCCAAGCUCAUUGCAAUUAUACGGGAAAAUGCCACAUUUAUUAUUGGAAUUACUAAAUCGUGUCAUAUUUAGUCAUAAAAAAAAAUUAAUAUCAAUUUUGGUCACUCGAAUUACUGAAACAGGCCACAUUUAGUGACUCUCCGUUAGACUCCGUCCAACUACAUUAACAGAGGCCUUUAUGUGUUAACAUGGCUAAGGGGAGUGUCUGGUCGCUGUUUUGGGUCGAAAAUGGUCAAACCCAACUCGCCAGGUCACUAAACCCGCCAUGUCAUACACCCAACCCAAUUCAUGAACCCAACCCGACCCAAAACCAAACCCGAGCCCACCUAACAAAACAAAACUCGCCAUCUCUCUCCUCCAACCUCAUCUCCCAAUUCCCUUCCUCAGCAAGCUCGAACUUCAUCAAUCUGCGAAGCUAUUCGUUUCCGUUUUCCCGAACACGUACGGUCAAGGAAACACGUAAUUAAGUACAAUGGAGGCGGCGGCCGGAGAUUAAGCUGUAAGUUUUGCAUCAUCAUGCCCGACGCGAUGCCGUCAAAUUGCAGCAGCAUUACUUAUUUGUCAAACACUGAUCAUCAUCAUCAUCAUAAUUAUUACCUAAUAAAGCGGGAUCAACUGGGCUUGCUUGCCAGCUUUUCAGUUAAUAUGUCGUUUUGCGCCUUCUUUAUAACUGAACGGCACCCUGUACCUGCAGUACUAACCAAUUUACUACAGGCUAAAUUGGAUAGCAAUUGUGCACCUAAAAACGAAACACCAUCAAAACAAACGAAAAGGACGUUAAUGUGGCAUGUCGAUCGGGAGAAGAAAUAAAUCACUAUAAUUAUAAGUUGACAGGCUGAUUUCCAGUUUGGUAAUAAAACAGUGUAACUAAUUUAUUUGUAGUAAGAGAAAAGAAGUAAUUAUGACGACGAAACAGGGAAUUGACAGCCAAUGAAAGGGGAACAUUCAUGCCUCUAUGUUAAGAGGUUGUUUUCCAUUUCUGUUUAUGAGUACUGGUCAAGUCAAAUUAGACUCUAAUUACAAUUAAUUAAUUAAUUAAUAUUUGGUUAAUUGGGAAAUGGGAAUCCCCUGUUUCUGCGACAUAAUUAAGGGGUUUGUUUCCAUGGCACAUAUUUUAAUAUAAUAUAAUUAUUAACUAAUUUCUGAUCGAGGUUGCUUUCAUAGUCAGCACUCUGCAGCAGCAUCUUUUAGCGCUCUCCAUAAGCCGUACGUUGUUCUUUCAUAAAUCUUUUUUUAAUUAAUUAGCCUCUAGCAGUAGCAAGUGGGAUGCUUUUAAUAAGUUAGUUAAUUUGGUCAAACUAAUGUAUGUAUGAGAAUUGGUGCUCUUGUUGUCUUCUUUCUUUCCCAAUGAAUCCAAUGCAUGGAUAAGAGAAUAUAUAUAUGGCUUAUAAAUGCUUGGUUUGGUUUGCAAGUAAAUUCCUUCCUCAUUUCAAUGUACGUGUAUUUAUGAUUUGCUAAUUAGGUCAUACAAAGGAAAUACUAAAAAAAUGAUCGAAGUAUUUUUUUUUUGCAUCAGGGGGAGGCUAAAAGCCAAGAAAAAGAGUUACAUGGGGGAGGUGAGAAUAGGAGAGGAAGAGGUAGCAACCACUCUACGGGUGCUGGUGGUGCCAAUCCUGUCUUCUCUGAGCAGGGAGUUAAUUCCCGGAGGCGGGUUCGUUAACUCAUGCAUACCGUAGGGAUAGACGAGACUGUGCUUCGAGAGCCAGUCCGCGACUCUAUUCCCUUCCCGGUAGGUAUGCGUUAAGCGAACCAGCCAGUCGCGGUUAAUCUUCCUGCGAAUAGCGGAGAGGAGAGUAGCAUACGGAUGAAUCGGGUCAUGUCUAGCCUUGAUGAGCUGCAACGCCAACUGCGAGUCAGUCUGGAUGUGGAUGGUUCUUCCUCCAUGCUUCCAAGCGAUGUCCAGGCCAAAAGAGAUUCCCCAGAGCUCCGAGAGAAUCGAAGUAUUAUUACUAAUAGAUAAAGGAAAGUUAGACAGGAAUUUAUUGUAUUUAACAACAUACAGGUAAAAUGCCUUUUCAGGAACACCCGAUAUAUAAAUAAAUAAUCGCUAUCUUAUAUUAUCUAUCUUGCUUCAACAUAAUCACCCAAUUCCAACAUAAAUAAUGAUCAGCGCCUUAAUUAAUGAGUGAAAACACACGGGGCCAAGUACAAAAUUUUGUUUCUCAAACAGUAAGGAUGGUGAAUACGUUCCUCGAUCGAUAAACAUCUAAGCCAAAUGCGCCAUUUUUUAUCAAAAUCGGUACGACAAAUGAACUAAAACAGUAAGGAUGGUUAUGAAUAUCCGUUCAUAUAUAUCAGUCUCUUAUUUUGCGAAUUCAGAAGAAGAUGGCGCCGUGGAAGGCGAAACGGCUGUCUUUUGCCGCUCGCCUUACUGUUGCUAGAUUGGUAGCUGCUUCUUUACCCGUUUAUACUAUGCAUACAGAGCUAAUUCCUAGUGGUGUUUGCAGGAGCAUUGAUAAGAUCAGUAGAGAUUUUAUCUGGGGAGAUGAGGAAAAUCAUUCCAAGUUUCAUCUGGUGGCUUGGGAUAGAUUGACGAGGCCCAAAGCGCAAGGGGGAGUGGGGAUUCGGCAGACUCGGCAGGCGAAUCUGGCCAUGCUUGCCAAGGGAGGGUGGCGGCUUCUCAAGGACAAAGAGUGUAUCUGGCGGGAACUCAUCCUUUCGAAGUAUGGGGGUCAGAGAGCCGAUCUUGAUGUCCUGAAGAAAAUUCAGGGAAGUUCCUUCACCUGGAGUAGCUUUUCUAAAGCUGCUGACCUUCUUAAGCAAGGUUGCGCGUGGAAUAUUAGGAAUGGGAGAAGAACUAAAUUUUGGUCUGAUCCGUGGAUUUUGCAGGUGCCUCUGAAGGAUUUGGUGAUAGGAGAUAUGCCGGAGGAUGCAGAUGAGGCGAUGGUUGCGGAUUUUGUUCGUGCAGACGGCAGUUGGCGUACUGAGCUCCUCUCAGGGCGCCUUCCUCAUGACAUCGUCAACAAAAUUACGAGUACAGCGGUGGACACUAUCUCUCAAGAGGAGGACUCUCUGUUCUGGGCCCCAGCUGCUGAUGGCCGGUUCUCCACUAGAUCGGCCUAUGCUCUUCUCACGGAUCAAGGCCAGCAGGGCACUGACGGGGUUUGGAAGGAGAUUUGGCGGUUACCAGUGCCUGAACGUGUAAGAUGUUUUAUUUGGCUGGCGAUCCAGGGUAAGCUAGCCACGAAUGUGAUGCGGUUCCAGAGGAAGGCAGCUGAGUCACCUUGCUGCCAGAGGUGUACUGAUCAUCCGGAGACUGUGCUCCACAUUCUUCGAGAUUGUGCCCCCGCAGCAUAUUUCUGGUGUCGCCAUGUUCCCCAGCCAAAACAGCAUGAGUUUUUCAGUGAUAGCCAUGAAGACUGGUUCCGCAAGAAUAUCACAUGCAAGGAGGUCAGCAGUACAGGAAUUGAUUGGCCGGGGUUCUUUAGCAUGACCUCGUGGCUGCUAUGGAAAAAUCGAACCACGGCCUCCUUUAAAGGGUUGAGUGCAGCUCUUUCAGCUUCUUCUUUAACACACUCGAUUGUGACGAAGACCAAGCUUUGGGAUGACUCUUGGCAUGCCCCGGAGCUGUUCUUAAACCAGAAGAGGAAGCCGGUGGAGCGUAUUGCGACAGCAGUUGGUUGGACUCCGCCAUUGGAGGGCUGGGUCAUGCUUAAUACUGAUGGAGCGUCGAAUGGUAAUCCGGGGCCAGCCGGAGCUGGAGGGCUGGUGCGUGACUCGAUGGGCAGAUGGCUGGGAGGCGUGGUUGCCAAUCUCGGAACUGCGACGGCGGCGCUAGCAGAGUUAUGGGCCAUUUGCUAUGGUCUGGAUUUGGUUUGGAACCUCGGUUUCCGAGCAGUUAAGGUGGCUUCUGAUUCCAAGCUGGCUCUGCAGUUGAUUCAGGAGAGACAUGAUCCCACCCACCCUUAUGCCACUCUUCUGAGUCUUAUUCGAUGAAAGAUUGGGCAAGAUUGGUUGGUCAGCUUGUCUCAUACGUACCGGGAAGGGAAUAGAGCCGCGGACUGGCUCUCGAAGCACAGUCUCGUCUAUCCCUACGGGAAGUAUGAGUUGACUGACCCCCCUACGGGUAUUACCCACAUACUGCAGGAUGAUGUUAGAGGUGUCACCUUUGAGCGCCAAGUUGUGGCAAGCUCCUCUUCCCCCACCUAAUCCCCCCUGUAAUUUCUCGUUCUUGGCCUUUGCCUCCCUUUGAUGCAAAAAAAAAAAAAAAAAAGAUAGCUAGAUAUCUGUUUCGUGUAAAGCUGAAAGCAAAUUAAAGCAGAGAUCAUAAUGAUGCCUUAGAGUAGGAGAAGAGUUAUUGCAUGCAUGCAUCAUAUCAGCAAACAUGGAUACGCGAUCCACGAUCUAACAAGAGACGCCCAUAAUUCCCGGUCUUAGAAUUCGGGUUUGUUUUCCGUUAGCUAGCGUACAAACAAACAAAGAAACAAACAAGUAGGAUUUGUGAUGUUCAUCAUGCAACUUCCAUACCUAAUUCCCAUGUCGUUUUGUGUAUCCCUUCCAACAGAAAUCCCGUCCGAUCGAUCACAAAUUUUCAGAUGUUCUCGCAUUGAAGAUUUUGUCUCUUUGCGACCCAGAGUGGCAAAAGCAAAGCCCAUCUGCCUUUGCUUGCACCUCCCACGAUGGUGCACAUGCGGCUGCAUAAAUCGUCAGUUGGGGCCGGCAGCAGCCAUGUUCAUGUGCAGUGGCGGACCCCCGUUUUGCUCACUCCGAUUUUUUCAUGCUAAAUUUUCAUUCAGCUGACAAUGACAUGUACAUAAUCCUCUCCUGAGUUGAUAUAUUGUUUGAUCAUGGGAAAAAUAACUUCAGUGUCGUUAGAUCAAUGCAAAUAAUAAUAACAAUGUUCAUCAUGAGGUAAUUUGGUGAUGUUAUGGGACAAUCCAAGUACCGCAUCGGAAAUACAAGGGAAGGAACCAUUGUAUACUAGCAUAGGGCCCCGCCCGUUGGCGGGAGAGGUUGACUCGUUUGAUCAAAGAGUUUAAUAUUUAAAUAGAGGUUGUACUUAAUUUAGAAGUAUUUGUGCAAUAAGCAAGCAGCUCAUUUUUCCUGUACUUAUAUUGUAAAUGCUUGGGUGAAUGUUUUCUUCUGGUAGUUACCAAUGUAUAAUUAAUUAAAUACCAAAAACGUAUAAAACAUGUCUAAAAUAGAAUACAUGUACCUAAUAUAUACAUUAUCUAAUUCAACUACAUAUUUGUAAAUAAAGUCUUAUUGAUAUAAAAAGUUGGUAAGUAACAAAGUUUCUUUUAAUGAGAUUUUCGUAAUAAAAAAAGGUUUGUCCUUUGAUGAAGUUUAGAGCAUCCGUGAAAUACUUUUCUCAAUAGUAAUCUUUGUGGUUGAUUAUUGCACAGAGUAUAAAUUUGGAAUUACAUUUAUUAAUGAGAUAGAACUAUUUGCAAAUUGGUUACCAAUUAGUUGAACAAUGUACUCAAACUAUAAUUAUAUCUUCUAUAUGUCAAGCUGCCAUGUAUCAGUUUCAUUGAACGAAGUCAUGUAAUAUUAGGAGUUCAAAAAAUAAUAUUGGUGGAUUGAUUGAUACAGAAUUUUAACUAUUCAACAAAUUAAGUACAUCAUCUAUGGACCAUCACAACCGGUUAGAAAGCAACUUGUUCGCAUUUAUACCAAGGAGAUCCGAUAUUUUGUUUAAGUUGUAGUGAAGUUGAUGGAGUCCCAUCAAUGUGUUAGUAAGCAAAAUGUUGCCACUUAGUUCGUAGAGGAGAAAUUUAAAUAUGUUUCCAUUCAAUAGUGAUCACUCAUGUUAGUCUCUUACCAAUCAACCUAGUGUGAAUCCCACUUCAUUAAAGUUUCAUAACGGUA